AUGAGUCGAGAAUUCGAUCGUAGAGAACAGGAUCGCAGAGAACAGGAACAUCCUCGUUUGCCUUGGUCUUCCAUCCAGAAUGGCAACCCUCUAGGCAUAUCCACAGAUCUCGACUUCUCCAAAACUUCCUCUAACCAAGUCACCCAGUCUCGCAACUUUGCCUCUGCACCGUCCUCGGCUAUCAAUCGCUUUCCUGACCACUCUAUCCCUCCAACUCGUGCCUCAACUUUUGGCACACCAGAUCCAGAUCGCAACCUUUCUCCACCCAGUCCACUUCCCCAUUCUCGCAGUGAAGACCUUAACCAUAGCUCUGCUUCAUCCUCAUUCUUCCCACCCAUUUCAACAUCUACUCCGAGGCCAUCACCUGCCUUCCUUUCCUCGGUAAACACCCCUCCUACAGGAAGUCGUCCUUCUACCCCAGCAACAUCCAGCAAAUCAAAUCAGCCUUUUGCUUCUGACCGCUCUGAUGACUCAAAUCAUCAUUCUUCUCUCUAUUCAGCCCCUUCCGAGUCGUCCACUCAAUCCACCACACCUAAAGCUCCGACAACCGUUUCAUCCACAUCCACCAGCCUCGUUUCUACAACAUGUUCAGCAUGCGGCAAGCCGAUGCAAGGCCCGUUUGUGCGUGCACUUGGCACCGUCUUUCAUCUUAACUGCUUCAAGUGCAUGGAUUGCGGAGACGUUGUCGCGUCCAAAUUCUUCCCUCUAGAAGGACCGAACGGCAAACAAAAUCCACUCUGUGAACGUGACUAUUUUCGUCGAUUAAAUUUAAUAUGUGCCAAAUGCGGGAUGGCUUUGCGGGGCAGCUACAUUACGGCAUGCAACAAGAAGUUUCAUGUUGAACAUUUUACAUGUUCUCUAUGCCCUACAUUAUUCGGACCGCAGGACUCGUAUUACGAACACGAUGGGGAUGUGUUUUGUCAUUUCCACUACUCGACGCGUUUUGCUACAAAGUGCGCUGGAUGUAGCAGCGCGAUUCUCAAACAGUUUGUGGAAAUUAAUCGCAACUCGAGAGACGAAUGCUGGCAUCCAGAAUGUUACAUGAUCAACAAGUUUUGGAAUGUCAAAGUGGUAUCUCGGAGACCGACGAGUUCCGCCUCCGUCGAAGGAGGGGAACCGGAGGAACCCGCAUAUGUAGAGGAAGAGCAGCGAGAGACGCCACAAACCCUUAAGGACAAACAAGUCCGGAUGGAACAGCAAGUUUACCGAAUCUGGACUGUUCUCUCUGCAUUCGAAGAAUCGAGCGCUGCUUGUAUCUCCGAUAUGUUGCGCCAGGUUAGCAACGGACAGUACCUGGACGCAAUCCGAAUGGCAGAAAAAUUUAUUCUGCAUGUCGAAGUUUUAUUUGCGACCAUCGACGACCUCGAAUUCCAUUUUGCCCUCUUGAGUAUGAAAGGGAUGUCACAUGUUCGUGAAGCCCGAAUGUUGUGUCGAAAAACCGUGGAGUUGUUUACUUUGCUGUCGCAUACCCAAGAAACCGGUGCACGGAGAAUGGGUAUGACGCAGGAGCUGCUUGCACUUGUUACCGGUCUUGCCCAUUACUUAAAGAUCUUGAUCCGAAUCGCUCUCACAGGCGCUCUUAAACUUGAAAGGGAGCACAGCGCUCGGGAAGCCAUGUCAUCGUUCCUCGACAAAUUGCACCUACUCGCCGUUCAAGGGGGCAAUCCCUCUGCCAAAAGGCUGAUCAAAAGUUCUAAUGGAGAAAUCUUAGCUCCAGCAGCAGGCGCUAACUUUGGGACUCAAAGCGUCACCUAUGGCUUUCGGAGUCUUGCACCAGAAAACGCUGGCGAGUCCCCCUUUUCUGCGGCCCCACCGUCCAAUAAGACCUCGACGAGUCCGCCUUCGGAUCUGUGUGUCAAGUGCAGCCUGACGGUGGAGGAGGAUUGUGUUCGGUUGGGAACUUACCAACGAUGGCAUUCCAAUUGUGUGCAGUGCGCACAAUGUGGGAAGGUAGCGACCGUCCCUCUUCCAAAGGAGCUGAUGCAGCUGUCGUCGAAAAGUGGUGACGAGAAGGAGGGCAAGGACAAGGAUCAGCCCCCCAAGCUUUCUAGUGCACGGAGGCCCCCUGCCAAUGUUGGUUUGUUUGUGUACGAUCCAGAACAUUUGAAGGAGACGACUUCCUUUGGUGAUGUUCCGACUGUCAUUCUGUGUACCGAUCACGCACACCCUGGUUGCCGAAGCGGGUUCCAAGCAGUUCAACGGCUGGAGCAAUACGCCUUUCUAUUGAAUGUUGCCCUAAGACGCCUCUACUUGCUUUUGAAGAAGCAAGGCGUAGUUCCCUUGUCACCAGGUGAAACUACUAGCGUCAGUAGCCCUCAAACGCUCACAAACUCGGAUCCAUAUCGCAAUUCCGGGGACAUCAUGCGGAUGAAAUCCGUUCACCUGGACCGGAAGUUGUCCGCCACAGCGCGCCUGCCGAAGCGCUCAACCAUUGUGGAAAGUCCUGCAGGUCGAAGUGCACAUCCUUCCGACGGUCUUCAACCGCAACGGCCGCACGAGGUGGGCACACCCGCGCCCCAUCAGUCAAGCUCUUCUAUUCCUCAAAGCCAACAUGCCCAACAAGGUCAGAUGUCGUAUCAGGGACAAGGGAAUCAGUCUUCGAGGCAGUCGCCGCCCACCCAACCACCUAGGUCUUACUACUCAAAUGGGCCUCCUGAGCCUUCGGAUCAGGUAAUCAGGCCGUCCUUGUCUCGUGGUCAUACCGAGGUCAGAAUUGUGGAUGAGAGUGCGCCAAACUCACCAGCUGGAGAAGAGCAACACCAACAACGAGGAAACAGAUUAGAUGACGGAAUUACACUUGCAGAUAUUCCUCAGCUGAUGGAAGUUGCUCAAGCUCGAGAACAACAGCGGUCGCUGCCCAGAGAGAAUUCGAUCCCGUACAUCGCGGAGCUGUCUGCUCUGGAAUUAGCCAUCGUCAAGCAUUCCGCUGUGCUGGCAUUGACUCGAUCCCCGCUCAAAGACCAAUUUGACCUGGAAGAGCUUUUAGAGAUGGUUGAGGUGAAGAAGAGUGGGUUCUGGAACAAGCUGUUCAAGGGUGAUAAGAAGAGCGUAAAGAAAAAAGGUGUGUUUGGCGUCCCUCUGGAGCUUCUAGUGGAGAGAGAAGGUGCCGAUUCGCUGCUUGGAGCAACCCGAGCGACAUUGCGGGUUCCAAGUUUCAUUGAUGAUGUCAUCUCGGCCAUGCGGCAGAUGGAUAUGUCUAUCGAAGGCAUCUUUAGGAAGAACGGCAAUAUUCGGCGAUUAAGAGACUUGACCGAUGCCAUUGAUCGGGAUCCUGCGUCUGUAGACCUAUCGCAGGAUAAUCCUGUGCAGUUGGCAGCAUUGCUGAAGAAGUUCCUCCGUGAUCUUCCUGAUCCCUUGAUGACCUUUAAACUACAUCGGCUGUUCAUCGCAUCACAAUCUCUUCCACAAGACGAAGAUCGAAAACGAUAUCUCCAUCUUAUUUCACUUAUCAUGCCCAAAAGCCAUCGAGACACUAUGGAGGUUUUAUUCGUUUUUCUCAAAUGGGUUGCCUCUUUUGCCCAUUUGGAUGCAGAGACAGGGAGCAAGAUGGAUCUUGGAAACCUGGCGACUGUGAUAUGUCCUAGCAUUCUCUACGCACGAGGUCGAGACGCCAUGCGGGACGAGACAUUUGGAGCGCUUCGAGUGAUGACUUCUCUUCUCGAGAACCAAGAUGAAUUUUUUACAGUACCCGAAGAAUUCCUUCCCAUUCUCCAUGAUCAAGAGUAUUUUGCAAGCUCAUUGGAACUUCCCAGCAAAGAGUUUAUGAAAAAAUGUGAUACAUACAUGCGGAUCAAGGGCUCAAACGGCCGAUCGACACCAGGUGCCUUCAAUAGCUCAAGCAAUAGCAAUGGAACAGCACCACGAUAUCCUCCUCCAAGUUCUUCGGUGAUGGAGCGACCGCCGUUGGCUGGGCCUUCUGGAUCUGAACGGACACUGCGACCUUCUCCUGGUAUGUCGCAAAGCACCGAAUUCCACCCACCAUCUAGCUCGCCGUCUCUGCCGCAGGGCGUGAUGCAGAAUCUGCAACAAAGGUCGCAGAUGGAUUGGUCAGGGCCUCCCCCACCUCGACCGGUGAAUCCUAACGGUCCUUCCUCGCGCCCAUCGUCAUUCGUUGGACCUCCACCACCACGGUCAACCGCUUUAGACAGCGUGAAUCAGAGUCAACAUUCGUACAACAGCACACCUCCGAACGGUUACUCGUCAGCUGUUCGCCAGCGAUCAUGA
Molecule: messenger RNA, 4224 nt
Organism: Laccaria bicolor S238N-H82
Lineage: Eukaryota; Fungi; Basidiomycota; Agaricomycetes; Agaricales; Hydnangiaceae
Product: LIM domain-containing protein
Exons: 11
Coding region: 1-4224 (1407 amino acids)
Biological process (GO): actin cytoskeleton organization; signal transduction
Cellular component (GO): cytoplasm
Source: RefSeq, a predicted model, not a curated record